AUGGGGAAAAAGAAGAGAACUGUUAAAUCAAAAAAGAACUCCCUGGUCAUGCCCCCGAGGAGGUGCUUCAACAAUUACCGAGUUCCCGUGUAUGUGCCUCUGAACCCCCGAGAUCCUCUUGGACUCGAGAACCCCGAGGCGAUGGAGAGACCCGAAAUCAUCAUCAAGAAAAUAUAUCGUCCUCGUAGGAGGUCCAAGUCGACUUCGAAAACGGCACGGAGACAAAACCUGGCGACCAACCCGGGGAAAUAUCCAUUCGGGAAUUGCCCUUAUUUUUACGCGAAUCGGAAUCCCCUGGGAGACAAUCGAGUGAGGGUGAUGGAACGGGCGUGGUUUGAGGGCAAGUCAGUGCUGGACGUGGGAUGCAAUAUCGGGUCACUCACGCUCGCCGUGGCACUCCAGUUCCAGCCCCGGAGGAUUACGGGUAUCGACAUUGACCCCACCCUCAUCUCCUCUGCCUGGCGGAACAUUAAGAACUACAAAACUGGUAUUCCAGUGUAUCCACGUGUAGAUGACAAGCCCGAUAUGGUCAACACGUUCUUCCCCGUCAAUGUUGAGUUUCGUUGGGAGAAUUACGCGGACGAGGCAGCGGAGGUGAUUCCCGAGAAGUACGACCUCAUUCUGGCCCUCAGUGUGAUCAAGUGGAUUCAUCUCGCCUUCGGGGACGACGCUCUCAAACGCUGCUUUAAGCGGUUCUUCACUGAACUGAAACCCUCGGGCUUGCUGUUGCUGGAAUAUCAAUCCUUGCAUUUCUACCAAAGGAGAAAAAACUGUUCUGUACUGCCCGUCUUUUACGUUGUAGACCCAAACUCGGUUCAACUUUGA
This is a messenger RNA of Octopus sinensis (East Asian common octopus), 825 nucleotides long. RefSeq names its product probable RNA methyltransferase Y17G7B.18. NCBI's taxonomy places the organism in Eukaryota, Metazoa, Mollusca, Cephalopoda, Octopoda, Octopodidae. Bases 1 to 825 code for a protein of 274 amino acids. Gene Ontology annotation, biological process: snRNA modification. The record is from RefSeq and is a predicted model, not a curated record. The transcript has a single exon. Gene Ontology annotation, molecular function: RNA methyltransferase activity; O-methyltransferase activity; snRNA binding.